CUAACCAGCUCUUUUUGGUCCAACCUUGGCCCGUUUUUUACACUCGACUAUAGCGACAAAUCUCAGUUCAGGCUGAUGAAGUGAGAUUUGUAUCUCUGGGCCCAACCCAAACGGCCCAAGAGUUCCGCAUCGCCAUUCGCCACCACCAUCACCAUCUCCUCUCCUUCCAUCCUAACCUACCGUCAGGGAAUCACUCUUUCGAAUUUUGCGCCACCGCCGACUGAAACCUUCUCUUUCAAACACCAAUGUCGGCCGGAAACCUUCUAGCCUCCGGCAUGAUGCUGGAGUCGCUCUCUGCGUCCGGUAAGAGCUCCGAGAGGCUAAGCCUUCCGUUACUCCAAUCCAAAAUGAAGAUCGACCCUGAAGGUUACACGACGGAGCUCGGUCUCAUCUACAACCAAUUCAUCUCUGCUCUUGACCUGUUCAAGCAGCAGGCCGCUAUCAGUUUCUCUUCCGGUGCCUGCGCCGACGCCAGCAUCUCUAAGGAGCUCGGUGACCGCACUCUGUUCCUAGCUCACGUCGCGCCGUUCUACGCCAAGCAGCUCUCCCAGUUCCCCCGGCAGCUCGUCGAGUUCCUCAAGUCGUCGGCGCGGUCUCUACCGUUUGGAUUGAGAGCCCACGUUACUCAAGCUCUUAUUCUCCUCGUCAAUCGACAGAUGGUUGAAAUUAGUGAGACUUUGGCAUUGUUUAUGGAGCUUCAAACUGUGGGAGAUAGGAACUUGAGGAAAUUGGCUUUCACCCAUGUCAUUCAAAGUAUUAAGCGCAUGAACAAGAAGCAUAAGAAUGAGACCAAGAAUCGGGCUCUUCAGAAUAUCCUAUUUACAAUGUUACAGCAAGAGGAUGAAGCAUUGGCAAAAAGGGCGCUCAAUACUCUGUGCGAGCUUCAUAGGAGGAAGGUUUGGUUUGAUGAUAGAACAGCAAAUGCAAUUUGCAUGGCUUGUUUCCAUUCUUCAUCAAGAAUCAUGAUUGCCGCUCUGUCGUUUGUACUGGAUUAUGAAAAGAUUCAAGAGGAUGACGACAGUGACUGCGAUGAUUUGAGCAGUGAUGAUGAGGCCAAUCCCCAAAAUGCUCAUAUUGUCAUUAGUAAAGAGGCUGUUUACAAGGCAAAUCAUUCAGGUACUUCAGCUAGUAAGAAGAAAAAGAAAGCAAAGCUGCAGCGUGCCAUUCGUAGCAUGAAAAGGCAGCAGCGGUUGUCUUCUGAGAAAAAUAGUUCGACUUAUUAUUCACCACUUAACCAUCUCAAGGAUGCUCAGGGAUUUGCCGAGAAACUUCUUUCUCGUCUUCAGACUUGCAAUGAGCGUUUUGAGAUUAAGAUGAUGUUGAUGAAAGUUAUUGCUCGUACUAUUGGACUUCACCAUUUGAUUUUGCUGAACUUCUAUCCUUUCCUACAGAGAUAUUGUCAGCCACAUCAGCGUGAGAUCACAAACUUGCUUGCCACAGCUGUUCAGGCCUGUCAUGAUUUGGUGCCUCCUGAUGCGGUUGAACCUUUAUUUAGGCAAAUUGUAAAUCAGUUUAUACACGAUGGUUCCCGUCCAGAGGCAAUUGCUGUUGGACUUAAUGUCAUCAGGGAAAUAUGUGUACGGAUGCCUUUGUUGAUGACUGAAGACUUGCUCCAGGAUCUUGUGUUAUACAAGAAAGAACAUCAGAAGGCCGUUUCUGCUGCUGCUCGUUCACUCAUGGUCUUGUUCAGAGAGGUCUGUCCUUCACUUUUGGUUAAAAAGGAUAGAGGUCGACCAGUAAACCCAAAGGCAAGGCCAAAAGCAUAUGGAGAAAAUCAUGUUGCCUGUGCAGUUCCUGGAACCGAAUUGCUAGAAGGUGAUUAUAAUUCUGAUAGUGAUGAUAAAACUGACGAUGAUAGAGAUGACGAAUCUCAAUUCCAUGGCUCUGAGGAUGAUGAUGAUGGUGUGCCGGCUGCAAGUGACGAAGAGGAAGCAAAUGGUACGGAAGAUGAGGAUGGAGGAAGUGACGACGAAGAUGAUUUACUAAUCGGCUCAGAUGAUGGCGAGAGUGAGAACAGUGUGGAUGAAAAUGACAGUGAUCUUAGCAGUGAUGAAGGAGAUGAUGAAGGAGAUGAAAAUAAUGGUGAUUCUGAGAAAAUGGAUGAUGCAAAUGAUGGUGCUGAAGUAAGCAAUUCGAAGUCAAAUAAGAGAAAGCGAUCUGAUGUGGAUGAAAAACUACUUGCCUCUGUUGACUCGAGUCUCCGAGCUCUAAAAAGAUUGGCAGAAGAGAAGUUUAAACCUCAACAGGACGAAGGAGAAGACGGUAUUCUGUCUAAUGAGGACUUCCGAAGGAUUAAGCAACUGAAGGCCAAGGAGGCGGCGAAACGUGCUUUGGGUCAGCACGGUUUCAAGCAGUCAACCUCUGACCCGACAAAGCCUCUGGACCCUAGCAAGCUCGAGGCUCACAUCCGGCACAAGCUAAACAAGGAACAAAGACUUGCACUGGUGAAAGCCGGAAGGGAAGAUAGGGUUAAGUACCAGUCUCGAACUGCUAUAAAACAGAACAAGACUGGUGGCAUGAGCAAUCGACAGAAGGAGCACAAGAAGAAGAUGCCUCUGGCUGCAAAGAGACACAAGAUAGCCAAGUCUCAAGUGGAGAAGCGGAAGAAGGUCGAUCGCCUCGGUAAACAGUUCCGCGGCAGGAAAGCAUGGAAAUGAGCAUGACAUGUGACAUGAACGAACCUGAGUUUCGUUUCCCUUGCAAAUUUUUGAAAUUUUGGUUCCUCAUUGCAAUGAGCAUCGACUAUUUAUUACGAAAACAGAGUCUUAGUCGGGAUGUCAAUCUGUACAAUUAUGUACCAUGAUCUUCAUUCAGCAUUUUGACAAGUAGGUACCAUGAACUUCAUUCCUAACAUUUUCAAAUGAUAUCUACAAGAAUGGUAUGAAAAAAGUAUAUCUAGGCAUAGUGCUCGCGAGCGCCUAGUUUUGAAUUGCUUAUGAUCGGGCAUUUUCAGAUGGGAUUACAUGCAACCUAUGCCUUUUGUCCGUAUCCGUUCAGUUCAUGUUCUAUCCAUUCUGAUUUUCGUCAUCCCUUCAUACCUAAAAUAGUUCUAACUUCAUGUUGGAUAGUCUGAAAUAAAUAUCACUGAAAUGGAAUGGAAUGGGGUCUGGACUGAUUGUGGCAGACCAAGAUUUCCCUCCUACCAGAAUGUCCAUGGGAACGCUACUACGGGGGCAUUGUCGAGGUCAAUUCACAGACAGACACCAAAGGGAAGGAAGAUAUGGAACAUAAAAGAAUAGCUAGAAAGCCAAAACGUGGAGCCUACAGCCUAAUUAAGUUACACACCAUAACACAGCUGGUUCUGCUUAGUGCUUGCCUACUCUUCUUCUGUCGAAGAAGAGGACGAGGUUGAAUCGACUGCAGUGGUGGUUUGGCCAAAUAUGUCCGGGAUCCCAUCCCAAUCCUUCCUCUCUCUAGCUUCCCAGUACCCACCAGUGUAAUGAUAACAACCCUCCUCGUCUCUCCGAAACCACCUCGGCUGCCAUCCUCUUUCUUGCACCUUCCUUGCCUGCACUUACACGAUAACAAAGCUUAAAACUUGGCACAUUCGCCUUCUUAUACGCGCAACAACCAAAGCAAGAUUUGCAUUGAAUCAACUUGGUUCAGGUGU
Messenger RNA from Linum trigynum, 3610 nucleotides. Lineage: Eukaryota; Viridiplantae; Streptophyta; Magnoliopsida; Malpighiales; Linaceae. The record is from the annotation of a GenBank genome assembly.